This is a messenger RNA of Nicotiana tabacum (common tobacco), 1809 nucleotides long. Its product is annotated as UDP-glycosyltransferase 73C2-like. NCBI's taxonomy places the organism in Eukaryota, Viridiplantae, Streptophyta, Magnoliopsida, Solanales, Solanaceae. The record is from RefSeq and is a predicted model, not a curated record. Gene Ontology annotation, molecular function: UDP-glucosyltransferase activity.
AGCCAACUAAGAUUCCACGACAAUUUGAAACAUAAAUCAGAGCGUAGUUGAAGCCCUAUGCAUCUUGUACCUAUAAAAUAUGCACAUGUAAGCUCUUACAUCCCAACCUUCGCAAAUACUACCAACACUACUUAUAUAAAACCACCUUCCAUUUUUUCUAAAUCGUCUCACUCUAGCUUUCAAUUUUUACCAAAAAAUGGCUUCAAAUCCAGCAUUAGCAAAGCUAAACUUUGUUUUGAUACCUUUACUUUCUGCAAGUCGCAUAAUACCCAUGGUUGACAUUGCCAAAUUUUUAGCACAGCGAGGUGUGACAGUCACUUUAGUGUUGACACCUCUUAAUGCUGCCCCAUUUACUGCAGUAAUUGAUCGCGCCAUCGGUUCUGGACUCCUCAUUCGGGUACUUGAGCUUCAGUUUCCAGCCAAGGAAGCAGGACUUCCAGAGGGAUGUGAAAGCCUGAAUCUUCUUCCCUCUAUGGCUUUUGUAAGAAAUUUCUAUAAUGCAACUGAUAUGCUACAAAAUGAAGCUGAAAAUUUACUUGAAGAGAUGAAGCCUAAGCCAAGUUGCAUUAUUUCCGAUACGCUUAUUGCUUGGACAGCUGAUACAGCUGAUAAGUUUCAGAUUCCAAGAAUCCUUUUUGAUGGAAUGAGUUGUUUCAGUCAAGUGUGUUUGCAUAACUUGUACAUCAUGAAGGAUCAAAACAAAAUCCCUGACUCGGGUUCUUUUGUUAUUCCUGAUUUACCAGAUAGAAUUGAGGUCACUAAAGCUCAGCUGCCUGCAGCAUUCCAUCCAGGAACCAUUUCCAUACAAGAUAUUCGUGACAAAAUACGAGCAGCUGAAACAAGAUCCUAUGGGGUUGUCAUCAAUACUUUCGAGGAGUUGGAACAAAGGUAUGUUGAUAAUUUCCGAAAACGUAAAGAUGGUAGAGUUUGGUGUAUUGGACCUUUGUCUCUUUCUAACAAUGACGAUCAAGAUAAAGCUCAGAGAGGGAACAAGGCCUCAUUUCACAAAGAAGAAUCUUUGACGAAAUGGCUUGAUUCUUGGCCGUCUGAGUCUGUUGUGUAUGCAUGUCUUGGAAGCCUCGGUCGUAUUCCAGUUGUACAAUUUGUGGAGCUAGCUUUAGGCCUGGAAGCAUCAGGUUAUCCAUUUAUUUUAGUGAUAAAAGCAGGGGAAGGACAAGAACCAAUAGAGGACUGGAUAUCGAAAAAUGGAUUUGAGGAAAGAAACAAAAGAAAGAGGGGGCUUUUAAUCCGUGGCUGGGCACCACAAGUAUUGAUCCUAUCACACCCUGCAAUUGGGGGGUUCUUGACUCAUUGUGGUUGGAAUUCGACUCUUGAGGGUAUCAGUGCUGGCGUACCUAUGAUCACAUGGCCUUUAUUAUCAGAGCAAUUUUUGAAUGAGAGAUUCAUAGUACAUGUCUUGAAGACGGGUGUGAGUGUUGGAUGUCAGGAAGUGGUUCAUUUUGGCGAGGAAGGGAAGUUUGAGGCCCAAGUGAGUAAGGAAGAAGUAACCAAAGCCAUUAAAACAGUGAUGGAUAAGGAGAAAGAAGGAAAAGAGAGCAGAAAAAGAGCCAGAGAACUUGGAGAAAUGGCAAAAAGGGUUGUAGAAAGUGCUGGAUCUUCUUAUCUCACUUUGGAACUUUUAAUCAAAGAAAUAAAAGAAUUCCAACUUAACAAAUCAGCUUAAAAUGAGAAUGCACAAGUAUGCAAUGUACUUCUUUGAUUAGAAAAUUUUAUAUGCAAUGCACUUCUUUGAUUAGAAAAUUUUGUAUGCAAUGUACUUCUUGAAUUGAAAAUGUUAUUUGCAAUGUA